Messenger RNA from Arvicanthis niloticus (Nile rat), 4257 nucleotides. Lineage: Eukaryota; Metazoa; Chordata; Mammalia; Rodentia; Muridae. The record is from RefSeq and is a predicted model, not a curated record.
GCGGCGGCGGCCGCGGCGUCUAGAGCGGCGCCCAGUGCAGGAUGUUGCAGGAGACGGCGGCGGUGUCGUUGGCGGCAGCGGGCGGAGGAACGGUGACGGCUGAGGCGCCCGCGGGCGGGAUAAAAUGGCGGAUUUUGAGGAGUUGAGGAGUUGCUGUCCCAUUUUACCUUCCUACCAACAAUGUAUGGAUUGAUCCAGGUUCUCUGCCUUCUUGCCAGCAUUUGGUGUUAACACUGUUUUUCAUUUUAGCCAUUCUGAAUAUGGUUUCUAGUUUUAGGGUUUCUGAAUUACAAGUGUUACUGGGCUUUGCUGGACGGAAUAAAAGUGGGCGCAAGCAUGACCUCCUGAUGAGGGCGUUGCAUUUAUUGAAGAGUGGCUGCAGCCCUGCGGUUCAGAUUAAAAUUCGAGAAUUAUAUAGACGCCGAUACCCACGGACACUUGAAGGACUUUCUGAUCUAUCCACAAUCAAAUCAUCAGUUUUCAGUUUGGAUGGUAGUUCAUCACCAGUAGAACCUGACUUGACUGUGGCUGGAAUCCACUCGUUGCCUUCUACUUCAAUUACACCUCAUUCACCAUCAUCUCCUGUUGGUUCUGUGCUGCUUCAAGACACUAAGCCCACGUUUGAGAUGCAGCAACCAUCUCCUCCCAUUCCUCCUGUCCAUCCCGAUGUGCAGUUAAAAAACCUGCCCUUCUAUGACGUCCUUGAUGUUCUCAUCAAGCCCACGAGUUUAGUUCAAAGCAGUAUUCAGCGAUUUCAAGAGAAGUUUUUUAUUUUUGCUUUGACACCUCAGCAAGUUAGAGAGAUAUGCAUUUCAAGGGAUUUUUUGCCAGGUGGCAGGAGAGACUAUACAGUCCAAGUCCAGCUGAGACUUUGCUUGGCAGAGACCAGUUGCCCUCAAGAAGAUAACUAUCCCAAUAGUUUGUGUAUAAAAGUAAAUGGGAAACUCUUUCCUUUGCCUGGCUAUGCACCACCACCUAAAAAUGGGAUUGAACAGAAGCGCCCUGGACGCCCCUUGAAUAUCACAUCUUUAGUUAGGUUGUCUUCAGCUGUGCCAAAUCAGAUUUCUAUUUCUUGGGCAUCUGAAAUUGGAAAGAAUUACUCCAUGUCUGUCUAUCUUGUACGACAGCUUACAUCAGCCAUGUUAUUACAGAGAUUAAAAAUGAAAGGUAUUAGAAAUCCUGAUCAUUCCAGAGCAUUAAUUAAAGAAAAACUUACUGCAGAUCCCGAUAGUGAAAUUGCUACAACUAGUCUUCGAGUGUCCUUGAUGUGCCCUCUAGGAAAGAUGAGGCUGACAAUCCCGUGUCGUGCAGUGACUUGUACACAUCUGCAGUGCUUUGAUGCUGCUCUUUAUCUUCAGAUGAAUGAGAAGAAACCCACCUGGAUCUGUCCUGUGUGUGACAAAAAGGCUGCCUAUGAGAGUCUGAUAUUAGAUGGGCUUUUUAUGGAAAUUCUCAAUGACUGUUCUGAUGUGGAUGAGAUCAAAUUUCAGGAAGAUGGUUCUUGGUGUCCCAUGAGACCUAAGAAAGAAGCUAUGAAAGUAACCAGCCAGCCCUGUACAAAAGUUGAAAGUUCAAGUGUUUUUAGUAAACCUUGUUCAGUGACUGUAGCCAGUGAUGCAAGCAAGAAGAAGAUAGAUGUUAUUGAUCUAACAAUAGAGAGCUCUUCUGAUGAAGAGGAAGACCCUCCCGCCAAAAGGAAAUGCAUCUUUAUGUCGGAAACACAAAACAGUCCAACCAAAGGGGUUCUCAUGUAUCAGCCAUCUUCUGUAAGGGUGCCCAGUGUGACUUCAGUUGAUCCUGCUGCUAUCCCACCUUCAUUAACAGACUACUCAGUACCAUUCCACCACACGCCAGUGUCAAGCAUGUCAUCAGAUUUGCCAGGUUUGGAUUUUCUUUCCCUUAUUCCAGUUGAUCCCCAGUACUGUCCUCCUAUGUUUUUGGAUAGUCUCACCUCACCCUUAACAGCAAGCAGUACGUCUGUCACCACCACCAGCCCCCAUGAAAGCAGUACUCACGUUAGUUCAUCCAGCAGCAGGAGUGAGACAGGGGUCAUAACCAGCAGUGGGAGUAACAUUCCUGAUGUCAUCUCUUUGGACUAAAGGAGGACAUACUUGAUUCUGGGAAUCAUUCAUCAAACUUUGGAUGUCUAGUCCAUGGAAGUUAAUUUUUGCAACUUAAUAUUUAUUGAAAUGUCAAAUGGAUUCUUUGCUCUCUGAGAGAUGAACAUAGAUGACUCCAGCAAGAACCAGAUGACAUGAAAGGACUUUUCUUACGCUGUACACUGAGUAUCAGAUAUAUUUCAUUCACAACGAUGUCUUCUGGAACAGUUGAUUUUAAUUUCUACGCUACUGGAUGGAUUCUGCACACCAGUUAAUCUUUUGUUACAAUAAACAGCAAUAAAGUUCUGUAAAUAGUUAAACUUUUCUAAUUAAAGAUGUAAUCAGUGAUACAGACUAACAGCAACUUCUGUUUAAUCCAGUAUGAAGGAUAAAUAGAUGGGAAAAGUCUUGUUUCCUGAAUGAAUACUUUCUAUGGAGAUUUGUUCUAUUUUGUUGAAGUAAUGAAGUUUCAAUAACUGGCCAGAACUUGGGUUCUACUUUUCUUCUUCCAGUUUUCUGUUCUUCAUGAUCCCAUCAAAGCAAAUGAUGUUUGUACCGUGCAUUUCUUUCUUGUCACUUACACUUUGAUGCUGUUGCUGACAUGUGCAGAGUAAAGGGCUGGGGUCCUCCGCUCCUUACAAUGAUUAUGUCUGAGAAUGCUACACAGACUUGUUCUGCUAGAAAAUGUUAGUUUGGGUUACUAUACAUUCUUGUAGAAUUUUCUACAGAUUUGAGACUUGGGUUUCUUGUUUGUUUGUUUUUUGUUUUUGUUUUUUUGUUUUUUUUCCCCAAAAAAGUCUACAUACAUCCUUUGAGUGAAAUGUGCUUGAGUUAAGAUGUGGCUAGAAUACUGGUCGGAUUUUCUUCACAGUACUCAGAAAUAUUUAAUGUUGGGAAAUACCAGAACAUACUUAGGAGAGGUGGAAAUAACUGAAUUCUCCCUAAGAAUUUUAUUGAUUUCAUAUAUUUUAUAGGAUAAUACAGUAUACUGUCUUGGUUGGUACUCUUCACAUUUCAAUGGCACUAAUACACAAAAUAUAUUUAAGGUCUCUGAUCGUAAUUCUUACCAAUGUAAAUUUAACUUCAGCAAUGGCUUUCAAGUUUUCAAAGAAAAGUCAAUGAUGGUAAAUGAUAGAGGUGGUACUAUAUCUCAUUUUCCUUAAUUUUUUUUUUAAAUAAGUUUUUUGUUAACCCCUCCCCCUAUACACAUAAACAGGGAUAUUUGACAUGAAGUGAGGAAAAGUGCCCAAAGUCCCACUUGAUGCUGCCUUUAAAACACACCUCUCAAGUAGCUAUGCUGGGUCCACUUAGCACUUGCUUCAUUUAGGUUCCUUCAUUUUUAGUUUUCCUAAAAUUUAGUAGUUUCCUGAUGCCCAGUGAUCUCUACCUUUGCUAUAUGGACUUGAAGCUUUUCUUUUUUAAAGUGGCUGCUCUUAAUUUCUCAAAUAUCUUCUAACAUAAUGACUCUACUUCCACUUGUAACAGGGAUAUGUUCUCCACUUAAGCAAAGCAUUGGUGGAGCUCUAGUGAGCUGCUUUUUCCCUGGCUGAUGUUUUAUUUUCUCAAGCUUUCAUGGCCUUUGUGCGCCUUUUGUACAAAUGCGUACAUAGUUGUCCACAUGAUUCCUACUUUGCCUUCAGACAUGGUGAUGUCUGAUGAUCUUUCCUUUUGAUAGGACUUUUGAGCCAUCAAAGAUUCGGAAAGCAAACAAGCCCCUGUGAUCACAGUGGUCACUCCAUUGUGGCCCCUGGCUUGCUUGACCUUAGCCAGUUCAUAUAAAAAUUUUUUUUUCCUGUAGGGUGUUGUGUUGUUGCUGCUUUAUGUACAGAUGCAGUUUCUGUUACCUAUGUAACCAGACAAAACAACCUGGCUUCUGUGGUGUGGUGUGUUAAUAAAGAUGUGAUGCGGUCACCAUCAUUCUGUUUACCCUGUAGAGUCUCAAAGACUUCUUCACUAGGGAUCACUGAAGUCCUAUACUGAAGGUUGGAGUAGAUUUACUUUCUUAGCUCCCAGAACAUGCCUCUGCUUUUGUAGUUGUUACUACAUUUGUCACUUUGCAUGUCAACUGUUUAUGAAAUUACUAAAUAAGUCACUUUAGGUGACUAGCACCUUUAAAAUAGACUUAAGUUUUUAAUAUUAAAAUUGAGGUUACUUUGCA